AAGCAGCUGGCGGCGGCACCACCGCCACAGCGGCUCCUCUCAUUGGUCGAUCCUCGGCAGAGCUCAGGUAUAAAACAGCAGACGUUUUUCAUCUUCAUCAUGCUCAGCAUCAGAAGCACCAUGGCCUUCCUCUGGAUCGUGUCCUGCCUCGCCUUCAUCAGCACCGCCUACGGCUGCGGUACUCCCUCCAUCCCUCCCCAGGUGACUGGGUAUGCUCGCAUUGUGAACGGUGAGGAGGCGGUUCCUCACUCCUGGCCCUGGCAGGUGUCCCUGCAGCAAUCCAGCGGCUUCCAUUUCUGUGGAGGUUCUCUGAUCAACGCCAACUGGGUGGUUACCGCCGCUCACUGCGAAGUCAGGACCUACCACCGUGUGGUCAUUGGCGAGCAUAACAAGGGUUACGGCACCAACGAGGAUGUCCAGAUUCUGUCCCCUUCCCGGGUCUUCACUCAUCCCAACUGGAACGCCAACACCAUCAACAACGACAUUGCUCUCAUCAAGCUGUCCUCGCCCGCCGUCCUGGGAACCACCGUGUCCCCGGUCUGCCUGGCCCAGUCCAGCGACUCCUUCUCCGGGACCUGCGUGACCUCCGGAUGGGGCCUGCUCCGGUCUACUGCUGCCAGCACUCCCAACACCCUGCAGCAGGCGGCGCUGCCCCUGCUGACCAACACUGACUGUAAGCGGUACUGGGGCAGCAACAUCUCCGACGUCAUGAUCUGCGCCGGGGCGUCCGGAGUCAGCUCGUGCAUGGGUGACUCUGGCGGUCCUCUGGUCUGCGAGAAGAACAACGCCUGGACUCUGGUGGGCAUCGUGUCCUGGGGAAGCAGCAGCUGCUCCACCUCCAUUCCUGGAGUGUACGCCCGUGUGACUGAGCUCCGCGGGUGGGUGGACCAGAUCCUGGCUGCCAACUAA
Molecule: messenger RNA, 909 nt
Organism: Salarias fasciatus (jewelled blenny)
Lineage: Eukaryota; Metazoa; Chordata; Actinopteri; Blenniiformes; Blenniidae
Product: chymotrypsin B-like
Exons: 7
Coding region: 100-909 (269 amino acids)
Biological process (GO): proteolysis
Molecular function (GO): serine-type endopeptidase activity
Source: RefSeq, a predicted model, not a curated record